Nymphaea colorata (pocket water lily) is the source of this 763-nucleotide messenger RNA. RefSeq lists its product as uncharacterized. Bases 170 to 532 code for a protein of 120 amino acids. Lineage: Eukaryota; Viridiplantae; Streptophyta; Magnoliopsida; Nymphaeales; Nymphaeaceae. The transcript has a single exon. The record is from RefSeq and is a predicted model, not a curated record.
AGCAGCCAUGGCCCAUCAUCAGAAUUUCCUCAUCCCCAUCCAUGAAACCUUUCAUAAGUAUAAAUGCCCUGCAUGGCACUCCCCACUACACCCAAGCUCUUAGAUUGAUCGACAAGAAUUUCUUCUUCAUCUUUCGCCUUCUUUCUGCAACACUUGUUUUUCUUGAGAAAUGGAGUCGAAUCGGAAGCGCAAGGGGUUCAUGAGGAGCAAGUUGGUGAUGACUCUUUACCGUGCAACGAAGCCCACGACCUCAACGCUGAUCAGUGGUAAGGUUAAGCCUGACCCAUUUCCAUCACAUGCCUCUGUAGACUAUAUAGUGGAAGGGAAGUCGAUUCCUCAUACAGCAACAAAGCAAAGAAUGAUGGAUAUGAAGAAGAAAGGUGAUGAAGCGGCUGAAGUAGGGGCUCAUGCCAGUGAUGGUGUGAGUGGUGGAGGUGAAGAUAGUGUGGAUAAGAGAGCGGCCCUCUAUAUAUCGCGUGUCCAAGAGCGCAUAAGGUUGCAGAGGGCGGAAUCGGAGAGGAGGCAACGCUAGCUAUCCCAUUAUAUGGUUAGCUCAUUCUCUUUCGCGAAAAGAGAAAAAGAAGCGGAAUAUGUUCCGACUGCUCUUUAGUUCAUGUGUUUCUUAUGAAAAGAAUGCAUGUUCGUCGAUCGGUUAUAGUAGUAGCAAUUUUGUCAUUCUCUGUGCUGUAGUCAGUCUAGAUGCUCAUGUAAUCAGAUGUUUCAUAUGUAGCGUCUCUUCCAUAUAUAUAUGUAAGAUUUAAUA